This is a messenger RNA of Papaver somniferum (opium poppy), 1530 nucleotides long. Its product is annotated as plant UBX domain-containing protein 4-like. The record is from RefSeq and is a predicted model, not a curated record. Bases 65 to 1270 code for a protein of 401 amino acids. The transcript has 4 exons. Gene Ontology annotation, cellular component: cytosol; nucleus. Gene Ontology annotation, biological process: nuclear membrane reassembly; autophagosome assembly; membrane fusion. NCBI's taxonomy places the organism in Eukaryota, Viridiplantae, Streptophyta, Magnoliopsida, Ranunculales, Papaveraceae. Gene Ontology annotation, molecular function: ubiquitin binding.
AGUGAGAGUUAUUAUCGAGAGAGAAAAAGACAUUAAUAGUUUAUCGACGAAGAGUCAAAUAGUGAUGGAGAAAGAAGGUCUAGUAGCUACGUUCUGUGAAAUCACAUCUGGUUCUAAAGAAGAAGCCCUAUUUUUCUUAGAAUCCCAUAAUUGGAAUCUUGAUUCUGCUGUUUCUACUUUUUUAGAGGAAGACAGUAACCACAAUCCAAUCCCAAACCUUAAUAACCCUAAUUUUCAAUCUUCAUCUCCAUCGUCAUCACCAUCUCAACUACCAUUACAACAACAACCGCCUCAAAUACCCGCGUUUCAAUCGUCGAUUCCAAUGGCUUCUCGACCCGAUAAGAAACCCGUAACAAAGCCUUCUGGUAAUAGACGUGGUGGAAUUCGUACUCUUUCUGAUUUGAAUCGCCCUUCUGGUCCUGAUUCCGAUAGUGAUUCGGAUGGACCUCAAGAAUAUUACACUGGUGGCGAGAAGAGUGGAAUGCUUGUUCAAGAUCCUACUAGAGGAGGAGGGAGAGGUGGUAAUGAUGUUGACUCGAUAUUCGACCAAGCUAGGCAAUUGGGAGCCAUGGAAGGAUCUACUGAACACCUUCAGCCAACUUCUUCUAGCUCAAGGAGUUUUACAGGGACAGGUCGACUACUGUCUGGGGAACCAUUAACACCAGCAUCCAAUCCUACUCCACAGCCACAAGAAGCUACCAAUCAUGAUAUCGUUUUCUAUAAUAAUGGGUUCACAGUGGAUGAUGGUCCUUUUAGGAGGUUAGAUGACCCUGAAAAUGCACCUUUUUUGGAGAGCAUCAAGAAAUCUGAGUGCCCAAAAGAACUCGAACCAGCAGAUAGGAGGUCCUCAGUUCAUGUUAAUCUCAUAAGGAGAGAAGGAAAUGGCCCUGAAGAGAAAGUGCAGAAAGUUGCAUUUCAAGGGGUGGGAAGAACCUUAGGUAGCAGCAGCAAUACUGUUGCCUCUGAGCAAACUGCAGCUCCCAUUACCCUCAACACUGCCCCAGUCGCUCCAAUAGGCCUAGUUGUAGAUGAUACGUUGCCAUCAACCUCUAUUCAACUGAGGCUAGCCGAUGGAACACGAAUGGUUGCACGCUUCAAUUAUCGUCACACUGUCGGUGAUAUUCGUGCAUUUAUUGAUGCGUCCAGGCCAGGGGGAGCAAGAACUUAUCAGCUGCAGUCAAUGGGGUUCCCUCCUAAGCCACUUUUGGAUGUGAAGCAAACAAUAGAAGAGGCAGGCCUUGCCAACUCAGUUCUGAUUCAAAAACCUUAGAUCAGGUAGACCAGGGAUGAGGUUACCCACUCUACUGUUUUAUCUACCUUAGAUCAGAUGGAUCAAAUAGAUAUUAUCUUUGUCGGAACCCAAACUGUUUUAUAUUUGUUUGAACAAGAACAAGAUCUAUUGUGAUGGUCUCAUUCCCAUCAUGGCAUAUAUGUAUGUCAGUGAACGUGAACACUUUAUUAUCAUUUGCUUAGUUUCUCAUAUAUAUUUUAUGCACUGAUAUUAAUCAUUUAGUUCUUUAUCCUUUAAAA